Trypanosoma theileri is the source of this 3294-nucleotide messenger RNA. RefSeq lists its product as uncharacterized. The record is from RefSeq and is a predicted model, not a curated record. Lineage: Eukaryota; Euglenozoa; Kinetoplastea; Trypanosomatida; Trypanosomatidae. The transcript has a single exon. The coding region runs from base 1 to 3294 and encodes 1097 amino acids.
AUGAGACGGUUUUAUAGAUUAGGCUGCAGACAACCAUGGCGACUUCUCUCUGUCAACACUUUGGUACACUUCUCCAAUACGUUUAAUCAAUCUGGUACGUUUACUGUUAAUGAGGGAAAGUGUUCUCUUUCUACUACAUCUAUCGAGACGCCUGAAAUGAAGGUAAAUCCUUUUUUUUCUAAUGUUGUUUCUGAUCUUCAGUUGCUUCAGAAAAAAUGGAUGAGAGAGUUUCGUAUUUGUAUAACUAGUAGCUCUACUUUGAUUAUUGAGGCUUUAACAGCUGAUGAAACACCUUCCUGGGCUCCAAUUGCUACGUUAGAUGCUGUUAGAUGGCCGUGGGAUCUUGUCAAAACCGUGGAUGCUGCCUUAAUUCCUACUAAUACCACUAGUACUAAUACUAAUAGUAAUACCACUAGUACGGCAGAUGGUCAUGGUAUUACUAUUCUGGACCUACACGAUCGUGCUGAGGAUGUUGCCGUUGCCCAACGAGUACUGACAGAACGGUAUCCAAGACUGCGAUUGCAUAUUGAUCAUUCUAAAGGUACGGACCUUCAAGGAACGGUAACACAUUCUGUCUCCGUUUCAUUACAGAGUCGUUCUCAUGGUACAGAUUUAUCACCUGAGGAAACUGCUGUAAAAGAAUCAUUUCUGGGUGAAUCAAUAGGAUUAGGUUUUUCUCAGACUGCACGACGUGCCCUUCGAGAAGCAUUUCAAUCAGCUGGUAUGCCUUUACCACCACGACAUAUUGAACGUGAUAAAGGAAAAAGCGAGAUGGAUAUCUAUCUAGAUACUAUUCGAAAUGCAUUAAAUGAGGAUAUAACUGUUGUUUCGACUCUAAUAAAUGAUGAACAAGUGAAAAUUUCUGUCGAAUCAUGUGGGGGUCGUCAAUUAAAUGUAUUAGAUGGAAGGCGCGAUGACGCCUUAUCAAUUGUCCUGGCCUGUGUGGAAAAGGCAGCAGAGAAUGUUAAUAGCAUCGCGACAGAAGAAGCUCGUAAACGGAUCGCAGAUCAUCCUGUAGUUUUGGCCCUUCCCCAAAAAGGACUUCGUCCCAAAGAAAUAUUACGUCGUUUGUUAAUGCACACUUAUGGUUUGCUGGAGGAACGAGUACACAUUAUUACCUCACAGGGUAAUGACCUUACAUUCACUACCACAAUAGAUACAGAACUCUCCUGGGGUGACCAGUCUGACAGCACAAAAACACCUGUUGUUAUUACUAUCGCCCGUGCUGCUGGAGUGAAUAAAAAAGCAGCAGAAGAACUUGCAUGUGUGAUAGCAAUUCAACGAUGUUUUCCACGCAUUUUUCAAGAACAGCUCUCGUAUCAUAUGGAUGUAAAAGAGAUUUUACGAUCUACAAAGGCUACUAGUAAAGAAUCUAUUUGUCCUCAUAUUUCCAAGGGGUUGUUAGCCCAAUUGCGCUGGGCUGCUCGUUGUGAAAAAAAAGAAAUCGUCUUUGAUACCGUACAACUGCUUCCAAACUCUGAGAAUGAAGAACUUGGAAUACGUACUACAAGGGCUUUAUGGGCGACACAACUAUUUUUUGUGAAUGAGAAAGGUAAUCGUCAAUUGAUUUGUCUAGCAUUAGAUCCAAAAAAAUCAAUAAGUGAACAGAAGGCGGUUGCUGCUGCACUCUGGAAAUGUUUUAAAAAUCUAUGUAAUGAAGGGAUACAGUAUGCUAUGGAUCGUGGACUUAUUAAUAAGGAUGGUGAUGUAACUCCCUGUGAAGGUAUUUCGACAUCUGCUGAACCUAUUCCUAGGAAUGAAUAUGAAAUUGCAGCAGAAUGUGAUCCUUUUAUACCUAAUUUGCAGCUGCUUCCAUCUCAGCCAAUUUCUGUUCCUUAUCGUCAAUCACUACUAAGUGUCUUUAGAAGAGGGGUUCAAUUAUAUGUGGAGCUGAUGAAUGAAAGGUCCAGUUAUAAUAGUAACAGCAACCACAUAUGUGAUAAGAGCAUAAGCCCCUGGAGAUUGGUUGAACAUACAGAAAAAGUUCAAUCGAAUGGUCAUUUUAAGGCACAAUUAUUAAUUAGAACUACUACUGCUACUCCUACUACCACUACCACUAAUAAUAAUAAUAAUAAUAAUAAUAAUAAUAAUAAUAAUAAUAAUAAUAGUGAUAAUGAUGGUAUUGGUGAUCAAUUGAGUGGAGAUAUGUUGCUCGGGGAAGUGUUUUAUUCAACCACAGCUAUUACUGCUAUAUUUAACGCUUUUAAAAGUUUAUUUGAUGAAGGGGGUUUAAUUGCAAGAUCUGCGAAGGAGGACGUUCAGGUAAACGAUAUCUUUAGUGACACACUUCAGCGUGUGAAUUUAUUUCCAUCCUUUCCAAGAGAACUACCUGCUCCCACACCACUGGAGACUGUUGCUCAAUGUGUAAUGAUAAAAUAUGGUUUGGCCACAGAGCUACAUAUUACAGGGGGGGGUAAAAUUGUCAACGUACAGCUUUUUGGUCGCAGCCCUAGCUCACUGAAUUGUGAUGAUUCUAAAGAUCAAAGUCGUUUUUUUCUGGGACAUGGUCGAGGAAGUUCUUUACUAAAGUCUGUUGUUUCUUGCUGUAGACAUACCUUUAAUACACAUAUGCCUCAAGAUGGUGAUAUUCCUGAUGCUUCAACUGUGGAGUCUAUUAAGUCUGGUUCGGUACAGGUGACGCCGCGUGCGGGAUGCCUUCUUGCUUCACAAGUGGAAGCUGUGAAGAAUGAACUCCUGGAAAAUAAGGCUAUCUCAGCUUCAGCCUCCAUCUUUGUCGGAGUCGACAUCCGACCUUCAAGUUCCAACAUCUUAUAUGAAGCCAAGUUGUAUGUGGUGGAUGAAAUGCGAGUAGUUGAACUGGAGCGUACUUCCCCAAACUCUGAUCUUAUUACAUCCCUCUGGAACUUAACAUCCAGUGUUGUACGAGAGAUGGGUGGGAACACUCUCGACGUGGAGAACGUACAGAGAAAGUAUAGCGGGCCCCACCACCACAUUACAUUACAGCGACUUCUUGAAGAUAUCUACGGUCUUACUCUUGUAGAAGAAACACUGCUAAAAGACCAACAUUGGCAUUCUCACCUUAGUGUUCGCAUUUCUGAUGAUCUUUACUACACAAUUGGCUAUUCUGUGGGUACAAAAAAGAAGGAAGCUCUUGAGAUGUCGGCGAUAAAAGCGUUGAAUCGCUGCUUUGGUACGGUGUCAAAAUCAACGACACCGCAUACAGGUGUAUCAGUGUCAACAAUCACAACAACAAUGGCAACUUCUGAAGAGGAGCAGAAGUACUGCGGUUUUAUUUACAGAAAAUUGGGUGAAAAGGAAGAGUUUUGCAUAUAA